AUGAAACAAAUUUUCCGUCCUCGUAAUCUCUUUCUCGCCACAGCAAUCGUUGGAGGUGGCUUGUUUUCCGUUAAUGCAAUACUCAAGAGCAAGCACAACUUGUACGAAGAGAGCGGUAACAGCUUAUUAAAAGCGUUUGAUAGAAAGGCCUUGUUUGAACAUCAAGCAACGGAGCAAUUAGGCUUACCAAGAGAUUCCGAAGGACAAGUCAUUCUUCAUACAGAUAGAGCAGAGAAUUUGAAUGUGCUGGAAAAUCAAUCACCAGAAAAUGAAUUUGAUGUGAUUAUUGUUGGUGGAGGCUCUGUUGGAGCUUCUGCUGCCCUUGAUGCUUGCACGAGAGGAAUGAAAGUGGUUGUUUUAGAGAGAAAUGAUUUUGCAAGCGGUACGUCGUCACGUGCCACCAAGAUGGCACACGGCGGAGUAAGAUAUUUGGAGAAAGCUGUCAUGAAUUUAGAUUGGAAUGAACUGAUGUUAGUCUAUGAAUGUUUGAGAGAAAGAAAGCAUUUCUUUCAAGUGGCGCCUCAUUUAUCUUCUCCACUCAAAUUAUUGACACCUUGUUAUUCAUUAUAUGAUUCUCUUAGAAUGUAUAUUGGAUUGACAUUGUACGACAUGUUGAGUGGAUUUGAAGCAAGACUUGGAUAUUCAGGAUGGGUCUCAAAGGCAAGGUCAUUAGAACUGUGGCCUAGUCUCAAAAAAGAAGGCCUUUAUGGAUGCAUGUCCUAUUAUGAUGGAGUAUUUAACGACUCUAGAAUGAAUAUUAGUACGAUUCUUACAGCAAAUGCAUUAGGAGCUUUAACAUUGAAUUAUAUGGAGGUUGUUGAUUUGAUCAAAUCAGAAGAAAAUAACAAAAUUAUUGGUGUUAAAGCGAGAGACAGGAUUAAUGGAAAAGAAUAUUCAAUUCGAGGAAGGUGUGUUGUGAAUGCUACAGGACCAUUUGUUGAUCAGUUAAGGAAAAUGGACGAUCCUAAUUGUGUUCCCAUAAUUUCUCCAUCAACAGGAACGCAUAUCACUUUCGACCUUGAUAAAUUCACAUCAGGAAUAGGGAAAAAGAUGGGCGUACUGUUUCCAAAAACAUCAGACGGAAGAGUUCUGUAUUUGGUGCCAUGGGAAGGAAAAUUAAUUGCAGGAACAACUGACACACCGUCCACACUAACAGAGAGACCAAGUCCAACAAACACCGAUAUUGAUUUUAUCAUGAGUACCAUGAAAACAUGUUUAACUGUGCCUCUUUCUACAUCAGAUAUUACUUCGAGUUGGACAGGAAUUCGACCACUUGUUAAGCCAGUUGCUGUUGCCUUUGAAUCCACGAAAACUCUUUCCAGAGACCAUCACAUUGAAACAAGCUCCAGUAAUUUGGUUACCGUUGCAGGUGGAAAAUGGACAAGUUUUAGAAAAAUUGGAGAGGACACCAUUGACACGGUUAUUUCAGUACGUCCUGAUUUGGUUGGUCUUUUAGCAAAACCAAUUUCAAGAACGUAUUACACACCGCUGAUUGGUGCCUCCUACCAAUGGGAAGCCCUCAAGAACAUCAAGCAAAGCCCUUCUGAAAAAGUCAGCAACGAUUCAUGGGAACAUUUAAAACAUUUUUAUGGAGAUAGAGCUCCAUAUAUUGUUCAACUUUCUGAAACGAAUGGCCUCACUCAAUUACUCUCUCCUAAGUAUCCAUUUAUUGAGGGUGAAGUUCUCUAUCAAGCAAAAUAUGAAAUGGCAGUGAAACCCUCUGAUAUUAUUGCAUAUCGACUCAGUCUCAUGUUUAUCGAUAGAAAUGAAUCCAAACAAGUGGCAAAGAGAGUUGUGGAUAUCAUGGGAGAUUAUCACCAGUGGAAUGACGAAACUAGAAGAAAACAUCUUGAAGAAACACUUGCUUAUAUUGACGUUUGCACGAAAUAA
This is a messenger RNA of Naegleria fowleri, 1890 nucleotides long. RefSeq lists its product as uncharacterized. Gene Ontology annotation, biological process: glycerol-3-phosphate metabolic process. The transcript is spliced from 2 exons. Gene Ontology annotation, molecular function: glycerol-3-phosphate dehydrogenase (quinone) activity. Gene Ontology annotation, cellular component: mitochondrion; glycerol-3-phosphate dehydrogenase (FAD) complex. Lineage: Eukaryota; Heterolobosea; Eutetramitea; Acrasida; Naegleriidae. The record is from RefSeq and is a predicted model, not a curated record. Bases 1 to 1890 code for a protein of 629 amino acids.